This is a messenger RNA of Euleptes europaea (tarantolino), 5280 nucleotides long. RefSeq names its product RB binding protein 6, ubiquitin ligase (gene RBBP6). The coding region runs from base 1 to 5280 and encodes 1759 amino acids. Gene Ontology annotation, molecular function: nucleic acid binding; zinc ion binding; ubiquitin protein ligase activity. Lineage: Eukaryota; Metazoa; Chordata; Lepidosauria; Squamata; Sphaerodactylidae. Gene Ontology annotation, cellular component: nucleus. The transcript has 17 exons. The record is from RefSeq and is a predicted model, not a curated record. Gene Ontology annotation, biological process: protein ubiquitination; mRNA processing; ubiquitin-dependent protein catabolic process.
AUGUCGUGCGUCCACUACAAGUUCUCCUCGAAGCUCAACUACGACACGGUCACCUUCGACGGGCUCCACAUCUCCCUCUGCGACCUCAAGCGGCAGAUCAUGGGCCGCGAGAAGCUCAAGGCCGCCGACUGCGACCUCCAGAUCACCAACGCCCAGACCAAGGAAGAAUAUACGGACGAUAAUGCCCUGAUUCCCAAGAACUCAUCUGUUAUUGUCAGAAGAAUUCCAAUUGGUGGAGUGAAGUGCACCAGCAAAACUUAUGUCAUAAGUCGAACUGAUCCCGUGAGUGGAACGUCAAAAGCAAUUGAUGACUCUUCUGCAUCUAUUUCUCUGGCCCAGCUUACAAAGACCGCCAAUCUGGCUGAAGCCAAUGCUUCCGAAGAAGAUAAAAUUAAAGCUAUGAUGUCACAGUCUGGCCACGAAUAUGAUCCGAUCAAUUAUAUGAAGAAGCCCCUGGGCCCGCCUCCGCCGACAUACACUUGCUUCCGUUGUGGGAAACCUGGCCAUUAUAUAAAGAACUGCCCAACCAACGGGGACAAGAACUUCGAGUCUGUUCCCAGGAUCAAAAAGAGCACAGGAAUUCCUCGAAGCUUCAUGAUGGAGGUGCAGGACCCCACCACCAAGGGCGCCAUGCUGACCAACACGGGGAAAUACGCCAUCCCGACUAUCGACGCAGAGGCUUAUGCAAUUGGCAAGAAAGAGAAGCCCCCUUUCCUGCCAGAAGACCCGUCUUCCUCGUCAGAAGAGGACGACCCAAUUCCCGAUGAGCUGCUGUGUUUGAUCUGUAAAGAUAUCAUGACUGAUGCCGUGGUCAUCCCCUGUUGUGGAAACAGCUACUGCGAUGAAUGUAUCAGAACAGCCCUCCUGGAAUCGGAGGAACACACCUGCCCGACUUGUCACCAGACAGACGUUUCUCCUGACGCUUUAAUUGCCAACAAGUUUUUGCGCCAGGCCGUCAAUAAUUUCAAGAACGAAACCGGCUACACGAAGCGGCUCCGCAAGCCAGCCCAGCCCCCUCGGCCGGCGGCUCCGCGGAACGCGCCUUCCAUGCUGAGGGCAGCCAUGUCGAGGCAGCAAGACCCCCUGAUGGUUCCCCCCUCUUCUGCUCCGGGCCACGCUGCUGCCUCCCUCACCUUGCCGCUGGCAUCAGCCUCGGCAGCGCUGCCGGUCAACCCGUCUGCCUCCGCACCUGCUGGCGAGGGCCCGGCCCCUGUGCCCAUGGCUAUUCAUCCGGACAAGCCUGAAGGACCGUUCCGGGAAGGCGAGGUGAUCGGUCCAUCGGCUGCCCUUGUGGCUGCCUCAGAGCACCCCAAGCCGCCUUCCUCGCUGUCCGUGAAUGCCGUGAUGGAGGAGAAGGGCUAUCAGGUCCCUGUGCUUGGGCAGCCAGCCUUAGCAGGACAGCUGGGCCCGCACGGGCACUCCAUCCCCUCCAUGGGUCAGCCAAUGAGACCCAACCCCAUUCGCUCUGCAGGCAGCCGCUCCGGCUGGGAGCCAAGUUCAAACCGAGGACGGCCGCAUAGUGACCGCACACAAAGGACUCAGGCCCCAACACUGCCAGCCUCCGCCCAAGUGUUUGUGCCCGUGCCGCCUCCUCCUCCCCCCCUGUACCCGCCUCCUCCCCACGCACUUCCUCUUCCACCGGGGGUACCUCCUCCACCACAGUUUCCUCCUCAGUUUCCACCGGGGCAGCCUCCGCCUGCCGGGUACACGGUCCCCCCUCCGGGAUACCCCCCGGCUCCAGCAAACAUAUCAACACCUUGGGUACCAACACCUGUGCCAACGGCUCACUCAAAUGCCAUCCCAACGACACAACCACCUCCUCUCUCUAGGGAGGAGUUUUACAGAGAGCAACGGAGGCUUAAAGAGGAGGAAAAGAAAAAGUCGAAACUUGAUGAGUUUACAAACGAUUUUGCUAAAGAGCUGAUGGAAUACAAAAAAAUCCAGGAGCGCAGGCGAUCUUAUUCCCGCUCCAAAUCGCCGUACAGCGCCUCUUCGUAUUCAAGAAGUUCCUACACGUACUCCAAGUCCCGCUCCGGCUCGUCCCGCUCAAGGUCGUACUCCCGGUCGUUCAGCCGCUCCCACUCGCGCUCUUACUCACGGUCGCCGCCAUACCCACGGAGGGGCAGGGGGAAAAGCCGGAAUUACCGGUCCCGGUCCCGAUCCCACGGGUAUCCCCGGUCCAGGUCCAGGUCGCCCCCCUACCGGAGGUACCGCUCGCGCUCAAGAUCUCCCGUUUACAGGGGCCAGUCCCCAAAUAAGCGCCCUGUUCCUCAGGGGGAAGGGGAACGGGAGUUCUUCAACCGAUAUCGGGAAGUCCCGGCCUAUGAUGUGAAAGCCUUCUAUGGGAGGUCUGUGGACCUGAGGGGGGAGCCUUUUGAAAAGGACCGAUUCCGUGAGUGGGAGAACUACAGGGAAUGGUGUGAGAAAUACUACAAGGGCUUUCCGGCUGGAGCCCAGCCCAGGCCUCUGCUGAACAGAGAGAACUUCUCGCCGGAGCGCUUUGGCCCACCAGGACCUCGCAGAGAGAAUUCUCCUUAUAUUCGGGGGCGUAGAGAUGAGUAUCUGGGAGGACUAGGCCAUCGGAAUCGUGGCAUGGGCCCUAGCUACUCUGAAAAGCUGCCGGGGCGAGAGGGCCACGGUAUGAAAGACAUGGCCAAGCUGAAAGAUAAGGAGGUGGAAAAUGCCCCAGGAGAUGGGAAAGGAAAUAGACAUAAGAAGCACCGGAGGAGAAGGAAGGGAGAAGAGGGCGAAGGCCUGCUCCCCACUGCUGACCUCUCAGAAGGCUCACGGAAGUCCAGGGACCCUGCUGCGGGGGAAGACAGCAAGCCUGAGCCCCUCUUCAUGCUCCCGAGCAGGGACGAUGCCACUCCCGUCCGGGACGAGCCCAUGGAAGCGGAUUCUGUGGCUUUCAAACCCGUGUCUGACAAGGAGAGGAAGGAAAAGCCAAAGGCCAGAGCCGAGAAGACCAAGCGCAAAGUAGAAAGCACAGCCGCUCCCAAGAAAGACGUUGCAGCAAAACCCACGAAAGCCGGCCAAGAGAAAUCGGAGGCAGAUCGCGAGAAAUCUCCGCGGGCCGAGUUUCAGGGCAAAAAGGCAAAGGAGGAGUUACCCAAGGCCGAGAGCAGCAAAUCGUCCUCUCAGAAGGAUGAGAAGCCCCUUCUGGGCACCCCACGGAAAGCUCACCUCCGAGCCACGAAAGAACACCCGGAAACCAGGCCGGCCAAGGAAGAGAAAGCCAAGAAGGAGCACCCCAAGGAAAUCAAAGCGGAGAAGCAGCCGCCGAGCAAGGAGGAGAAGUCCAAGAAACCGCCGGACAGAAGCAGAGCUGUGGAGCCAAAGACCGAGAAGAGGAAAAGGAAGGUUGAGGAGAAAGCAGAGAAGGAGCCGGAAGCUGCCACAGCAGCAAAACCUCCCAAGCAAGACAUAGUGGAGCCGAAACUCUCCCCCAAGGGCCAAGCGGAGCCUGAGGGCGAGAAGGCGGCCAGGAGCCCUGAAAAGGAGAAGGCGGCUUUGCCGGCAGUGCCGGCAAAGAAGAUCAAGCUGAACCGAGAAACUGGCAAGAAGAUUGGCAGCGCUGAGAAUGUGCCCCCUCCCAAAGACCCCCCUGCAGAGAAGCCUGAGCCCACCAGCAGCAAAGGGAAGGCCGAGAAGACCAAAGGAAAGCUGAGGAGGAAAAUGGUGGCCGGGGACGGACCCACCUCCACGCUGGUCGACUACCCCAGCACCAGCUCAGCCGGAGGCAGCCCCGUGCGGAAGUCGGAAGAGAAGCCCGACACCAAGCGGACCGUCAUUAAGACGAUGGAGGAAUAUAAUAAUGACAUCACAGCCCCCGCCGAGGACGUCAUCAUCAUGAUCCAGGUGCCCCAGUCCAAGUGGGACAAAGACGAGUUUGAUUCAGAGGAGGAAGAGGAGGAGGCGGUGAAGUCGGCCCAGGUUCCUUCCACAGUUGGGAAGCCCACGAGCGUCGUCAAGACCGUCAGCACGAAGCCUCCUGUCAAACUCAACGAGAAGGACCCCGAGCCUGUGGAGAAAAACCAGAGAGCCUCCAAAGAACCCGGCCAGGAGAGUACCCUGCCGGACUCCAAAAGCUCCAAAAAUACAUUAUCGAACGAGAAAGGGAAAGCGAGGGACCGGGACAAUUCUGCCUCCGACAGAGACUCUUCCGAGAAAAAGAAGAGCGGGACCCAGCCGGAGAAGGAGCGUCCCGAGCAAGGGACUGUGAAGAGCAGCUCCUCAUCUCAUUCUUCCAAAGAGAGCAGGUCUUCGGAAAAGCACGACUCCGCUCACGGAUCUUCUGCCAGGGACUUCACGCCUACCUGGGACAAGAAGCCUGACUACGACAGCAGCAGAGACCAUCCGGGCUCGAAGCGAAGAGAGGAGAGGGGCGAGAUCUCCCGGAAGAAAGCCUCCCCUCCCCGAAGUCGGGAGCCGGCCUCUUCCGGGCAGAAGAACAAGCCAAGGGAUGAGCGACCAGACCAGGCCAAAAAGGGAGCCGGGGACUCCCGUCGGAGCAGCUACAGUCCUCCGAGGGACCGGAGGCAAAGCGAUCACAAGGCCGCCUACGAGUCAAAGCGUCCAGCGGAACACCGCAAAUCCCCUGAGAGAGGCUCCGGCAAAGAGAGAGAGAAGCGGCCGUCGUCGGAGACCCGGAGCAAUAAAGAGAAGGUGGCGGGGAGCAAGCCUGCGCACAGGCGAGGCUCCCCAGAGAGCAGAGAUCCCGGGGCCGCGCCCAAUGAGAAGAGCGCCUCCAAACCAAAGCCUCAGCCGAGCCACUCCACCCGGCUGUCUUCUGACCCGACGAGAGAAACGGACGAGGCUGCCUUUGUCCCGGACUACAACGAAAGUGACAGCGACAGCAACGCGUCUGCCAAAGAGGACGACCUCCCCGGGAGAAGCGCGGGCGAUGGGAAGGAGAAGACCGCCGACAAAUCUCACGAGCCUGCGGCAGUGGCGGCGCCCUCCGCCCCGCCCGGCGGGAGCCGCCAGAGCAGCCCCAGUGCCAGCCACAGCCAGAGCCCCUCGGGGAGCCAGGGCCGCAGCAGUAGCGCCAGCUCCGCCGACAGCCAGGACAGCAAGAAGAAGCGGAAGAAGAAGGACAAGAAGAAGCACAAGAAACACAAGAAGCACAAGAAGCACAAGAAGCACGCCGGCCCCGAGGCUGAGGUGGAGAAGGGCCAGAAACACAAACACAAGAAGAAGAAGUCCAAGAAGAGCAAAGACAAGGAGAAGGAGAAGGAGAGGGAGGACCAAAAAGCCAAGCCUGCUGCCGUGAGCCUCUGA